Molecule: messenger RNA, 521 nt
Organism: Drosophila navojoa
Lineage: Eukaryota; Metazoa; Arthropoda; Insecta; Diptera; Drosophilidae
Source: RefSeq, a predicted model, not a curated record
CGGUGAACUUCAAAACGAUGUUUUAGUUCAGAUUUAUACGCUCUGAAUUAAUCAUGUGCAAAAUUUUGGUACUUCUACUUGCCAUACUCAGUGCUUGCGCACAUCUGGCAACUUCCACAGAAGAUCCCCAUUUGUGCAUAAAAAAUGUCGAAGUGCCGUACACAGUAACGGAGCGCGUUAGCUUGGACAACUAUGGCGAGUUUACUAAAAUUCUGAAGAGCCUAAGUGUGCUAGGCGAAAUGCGCACUGUUGAAAAAAUUAAAUUGGAGCCACGCGAAGUCUGCUGCGACGGCUACCAGCCUUCUGCUAUACCCGGAGAGGGCUGCCAGCCUGUGCCAACAACAACUGAAGAGCCCGAAGAGUCAUCCACAGCUGCUCCAAUAGAAGACAAGCCAAUUGUGCCUAUGGCCAGGUCGAUGAGCUCAAAACUAAUUCGCAGCUGUGACCUUUUUACAUUUGUUCUUAUUGCCUUUAUGUUGGAUUAUUAGAUACUAAUUUCUAUCAUUGCAAAAAAUAAAGCA